Messenger RNA from Aedes albopictus (Asian tiger mosquito), 1317 nucleotides. RefSeq names its product glycerol-3-phosphate dehydrogenase [NAD(+)], cytoplasmic. Gene Ontology annotation, cellular component: glycerol-3-phosphate dehydrogenase (FAD) complex; cytosol. The record is from RefSeq and is a predicted model, not a curated record. Lineage: Eukaryota; Metazoa; Arthropoda; Insecta; Diptera; Culicidae. Gene Ontology annotation, biological process: glycerol-3-phosphate catabolic process; carbohydrate metabolic process. Gene Ontology annotation, molecular function: NAD binding; protein homodimerization activity; glycerol-3-phosphate dehydrogenase [NAD(P)+] activity.
AGUUAGUUCUCUUCCAUCUUUCGUGCGCUUCGGUCGGAACGGAAGUUCCCACUACGGAUUCGAUUUUAUAUUCCAUCGUCACUAGGGACUAGCAGAAAGAUCCUACUGCAGAAGUGCUGCUUUGUGUGCAAGCUGGUUCUACUAUUAUCGCUCCAAGUUCAAUCGGUUUAAAGAUAGAAGCGUUGUUUUGGUCGCGCGCCACACGAAAACAGACGACGGGAACGAAGUUACAUAAAAGUUGAUCCGACUCGACUUAUUUUGUGUCGUUUGUGCUGACUGCUGCAGUUUUCCUUCGGAGUUUGUCAGCGGAAGUUGUGUGUUUUUCGGGGUCUAGUGUUUUUGCUCCCUUUGGAUUGUUAUCAUGGCUGAUAAGGUGAAAGUGUGCAUCGUUGGAUCCGGCAAUUGGGGCUCGGCCAUCGCCAAGAUCGUCGGCUUCAACGCCAAGCGGCUGCCGAACUUCGACGACCGGGUCACCAUGUACGUGUUCGAGGAAACUGUCGACGGCAAGAAACUCACCGAAAUCAUCAACAGCACACACGAGAACGUCAAGUACCUGCCCGGACACAAGCUGCCGGAGAAUGUCGUCGCCGUUCCGGACGUCGUGGAAGCUGCCAAGGAUGCCGACAUUCUCAUCUUCGUCGUGCCCCAUCAGUUCAUCCGGGGUCUGGGCGCCCAGCUGCUCGGCAAAAUCAAAACCACCGCCGUGGGUCUCUCGCUGAUCAAGGGCUUCGACGUGGCCGAGGGCGGCGGUAUGGAGCUGAUCUCCCACAUCAUCACCAAACACCUCAAAAUCCCCUGCUCGGUGCUGAUGGGUGCCAAUCUGGCCGGUGAGGUCGCCGAGGAAAAGUUCUGCGAAACCACGAUCGGCUGCCGGGACAUGAAGAUCGCCCAGACGUUGCGGGAUCUGUUCCAGACGCCGAACUUCCGCGUUGUUGUGGUGGAUGACGUCGAUGCGGUGGAAAUUUGCGGCGCCCUGAAGAACAUCGUUGCGUGCGGGGCCGGCUUCGUGGACGGCAUGGGACUGGGCGACAACACCAAGGCGGCCGUCAUCCGGUUAGGGCUGAUGGAAAUGAUCAAGUUCGUGGAUGUGUUCUACCCGGGCAGCAAACUGUCGACGUUCUUCGAGAGCUGCGGUGUGGCCGAUCUAAUUACCACGUGCUAUGGCGGUCGUAACCGUAAGGUAUCGGAAGCGUUCGUGAAAACGGGAAAAUCGAUCAAGCAACUCGAGGACGAGAUGCUGAACGGCCAGAAACUGCAGGGUCCGAUCACCGCCGAGGAGGUCAACUUCAUGCUGAAGAGCAAAGGCAUGGAAGACAA